Molecule: messenger RNA, 1003 nt
Organism: Galleria mellonella (greater wax moth)
Lineage: Eukaryota; Metazoa; Arthropoda; Insecta; Lepidoptera; Pyralidae
Exons: 2
Coding region: 98-859 (253 amino acids)
Cellular component (GO): nucleus
Molecular function (GO): DNA binding
Source: RefSeq, a predicted model, not a curated record
CACGAUUAACGAAAUUUUUUGGCACUCAAAAGUGAAAAAAAAUUUUGUUUUUGUUUUUUUUCCUACAUCGGCAUUGAAAUUUAAUAAAUUAUUAAGAAUGCGUCAUUACAAGAAAAAGACAGAUAGAGGGACUAUGUCACUAGAUAUAAUGAAGAGGGCUGCAAAUGAGGUAAUUAAUGGUGAGAAAAAACUGUGUCAAGCUGCAAGAGACCACAAUAUCUGUAGGAAUUCCCUUAAAAGGUUUAUUGCGCGAUACAAGAAAGAACCAAAUAAUGUAACUUUUGGAUACCUUCCUACACGUAAAAUUUUUACUGCAGAUCAAGAGAAGAGUUUAAGCGAUUAUCUGCUUAUGGUUGCUCAAAUGUUUUAUGGCCUGGGUCCUAAAGAUGUACGUCGCUUAGCAUAUGAUUGUGCUAUUAAAUUUGUAAUUACUGUACCUGAUUCUUGGCAGAAAAAUAAAAUGGCAGGAAAAGACUGGAUGACAGCUUUUUUAAAAAGGAACCGAUCUUUAUCUAUUCGAAAACCCGAGGCUACAAGUCUCAGUAGAGCGACUUCCUUCAAUCGUUCAAAUGUUCAUGAUUUUUUUAAUAAGCUGGCUCAAGUAAUGGAUAAGUAUACAUUUACAGCUUCUUCUGUUUGGAAUAUAGAUGAAACUGGAGUUUCGACUGUGUUAAAGCCUUCAAAAAUUGUUGCUGCGAAAGGAAAACGCAACGUUGGCUCUGUUACAUCUGGAGAAAGGGGCACUAAUGUCACCAUUAUAGUAGCAAUCUCGGCUACAGGUUCUCAUAUCCCUCCGAUGUUUAUUUUUCCGAGGAAAAAUUAUCACGAUCACUUCGUUCGUGAUGGAUCCUUUAAUUGAUUGUUUUUCUAAGUUUAUGUUAUUUGAUAACAUUCUUGAGAUUAUCUUGAUUAUAACUAUUAAAAUAUUUAAUUUCAAAUAAAAGAUAUUGAUUUUCAAAUAAUCUUAUUUCAUUUACCCUAAUUGAUCAAUCUACUUAGCCAU